Galleria mellonella (greater wax moth) is the source of this 3384-nucleotide messenger RNA. RefSeq names its product dynein axonemal intermediate chain 3 (gene mmm). Bases 64 to 3345 code for a protein of 1093 amino acids. Gene Ontology annotation, biological process: cilium movement involved in cell motility; inner dynein arm assembly. Lineage: Eukaryota; Metazoa; Arthropoda; Insecta; Lepidoptera; Pyralidae. The record is from RefSeq and is a predicted model, not a curated record. Gene Ontology annotation, molecular function: dynein heavy chain binding; dynein light chain binding. Gene Ontology annotation, cellular component: inner dynein arm. The transcript has a single exon.
UUUUUUCUAAAAUCGUCGUUUAUAAAUAUAUAUUUGAUUACAGUUCAAUCAAUAAAGUCUAAAAUGUCAACAUCCCGAUCACAGCCUCGAAGAAAAAGAUUUGUACCGAAAUACGAAGUAGAAGGCGUCCACAAAGUAAUAUUAGGAGAGGAGACGGAAAUACAAAUCGAUAUGGUCGUUGGAACACAUAUAAAUGCUCAAUAUCCCUGGAAACCUAUAAGUAAAGCUAAAAUAGCAGAAACUAUUGAUAGCGGCGGGGAACUCUCAGAAUUCUUUCCCAUAAAAGAGCAAAUUGAAGCGUAUACUGAAGAGUUUAUUUUAAUGGGAUAUAUUGCAGAUGAAUCUAAUGAUGUUGAUGAGUUCUAUAUUUGUUGUACUACAGAAGCAAGAGAUCAUUGUAAACAACAGUCUGACAGAUUUAUUAAGAGACAAGAAAAAAAAUUAGAGAAGGCUGUUCAGAAGAAGCCAAGGCCAUGGAAAAGUUUAGGAAGUGAAGCGGAAAUAUUGGAGUUAUUACCUGUCAAUACAAGACCAUUAAUAGAAGUAGAAAUAAAAGCUAAAUUUCCAAAAGUUUAUGAACCUACUUCAUUUAAAGUUAGAGAUGCAGAUGGAGCUCGUGACGGUUAUAUCGAACUAACUCCUUAUAGGCAGCGAUUUAAUAAUGUCUUUAGAAGUAGAGUUGAUUAUGGAUGUCAAGCAGCGCCAUCAAAAUCUCACAGAGAAGCUCAAACUGAACUUAGAUACCCUCAAAAUAUGUGGACUCAGUCAAUAGCUGACGCUCUUUCAAAAAUUGGUGAUACUGAGGCAGGGGGUGAUACUGGCAUAGAAGGCGGAGCAGAAGAUGACAACAAAGAAGGCCAAAGUUCUGAUGAAGAAGAAGAAGAAAAUAAAGAACCUCCUGAUGAAGUAGGAUUGGCUACUUAUAGAGCAGCUUUGAAACGUAUGCGUCGAACAUCAUACAUAAAAAUGAUUAAUGAUUUCAUGUCUUUGAAAAAAAGUGAAAUGGAUUCAAUUGUGGAACUUAAUACUGUAAUGGAUAUAUAUUGUAAUGAUUAUCCUAAUUUGGUGACUGAAAAAACUAUAGAUAUUUAUGAUUCAAUGACAUUUGAAGAAUAUGUAUGUUUUACAGAUGUAAGAGCUAAAGAUAAAUAUGUGUCUAGUGCAGUUUUUCAUCCAAUGUGGUCAGGUAUUGUAGCCAUAAGUUAUUCAGAUGGAUCACCAUCAGUUAUGAAAACUAUAAGUUCCCGACCAGAUCCGAUACAAAGAGCAGUUUAUGGGCUAAAUCCUGUUAUGAUUUGGAGUCACAUUGAUAGUUUAAUUCCAAAAUUAUAUUUAGAGUCACCACGUGAAGUUAAGGUACUUUCGUUUUGUCCUUUUGAUGAAAAUAUUUUAAUCGGUGGAUGCAUAAAUGGACAAAUUGUAGUUUGGGAUCUCACCAAUAAAUUAGAAAAUGUAGAAAAGUUUGAAGUUUUAAGUGAGACACGGGAAAAGUAUCGAAUUGCCAUGAAUGCACAUAUGGGUUGGAUGAAAUCUGUUCAAGAUAAUGCUGUAGUACAAGCUACUGUCUUAAGUAAUUUAAUGACAAGUCAUUAUGGGCCUGUGACGACUAUUAGGUGGCUUUCACCUAAUUUCAUAGUAACCUCUACUGGGAAAACUAUUAUGAUGACGGAUAAGAAAAAAUCUAUGAUGUUUUUUACUGGUUCAGAGGACGGAAAUAUUCUAAUUUGGAAUUUAUCUGUAGAAAAUGUUACUUUAGUUGAUAGUAAUAAAGUUAAAAAAUUAAAACGAGUAUUAAAAAGACCCUCGGGUUUGUUGGUUGAUAUUUCACCUUACAAAGUAUUAGAUCGUCACUUGCAACCAAUUUACAAAAUUAUUUUGGGGAUAGCUGGGCAGCCGCAGAUUUUGAGUUUGCAAACUUUUGCAAUGAAUCCUCCAGUUAUUAAAUAUAUUUAUACGCCAAGAAAUACUGGUACUGGACGGAAGUAUUUUAAUUGUGAAAUUGUUUCACAAAGCGAAGAUGAGAUAUCUACGGUUUUAUAUUGCGGUUCUCAGCAUGGUGAGGUAAGACGUAUUGCGUAUGAGGGCCAUGAAUUCAAUACCGGGGAAGUUGUCAAUUCCGAAUAUUGUGAAAUAAAAUUUAGAUGCUAUAUACACGACGGUAUUAUAACAUGUACGCAGAGAAAUCCAUUUAUAAAUCAUUUGACAUUGACAGUGGGUGGAAAAAUAUUUGCAAUUUGGUCUGAUAAAUUAUUAGCUCGGCCGCUGAUAUGGAAGAAACGACCAUAUCGUCUUACAGAUGCAGCUUGGUCAUUAUAUAAACCUAGUUUAUUGUUCAUUGCUACUUCAGAAGGUGAUCUUGAAACAUGGGAUUUAUUACUCAGGAGUGAUAAACCGAUAUCCGUACAGACUCUCUCUGGAACUAUGCUUACAGGGGUUAGCCUUCAUACUUUACCAUUAGUCAAAAAUAUUAUCGGAGUUAGUGACGUCAAUGGUUCAUUUAGAAUGUUUUUAAAUCCACCGAUAUUUAUGAUUGAGAAUGCAUCGUAUAUUGGUCGGAUGGAAAGUAUGAUUUUAAGAGAAUUGAAAGUUAUGCAUUCAUUUAUAUCCUGGCAAGACGAGUGGAUGAAAAAUAAUCCACAUAUACUGUUAGAGAUGAAGCGAAAAGAAGGAGUUCUUUUAGCUGAAAAAGAAGAACAAAGACGCAAACAGAGAGAAGAAGAAGAGAAAAGAUUGGAAGAACAGGCAGAAGCUAGAAGGCAGCAAAAGAUGAAAGUAGUUGGCCCAGAAGAGAGAUGGCAAAAAAUUAUACAAAAAUUAAUAGAGAGAACUAUUGCCGUAAAAAAAAGAAUUAAUAGAGCUGAGCUUAUUGAACACGAAAAACCAUUAAGAGAAUUAGAGAGUCAACGUUUGGAGAAAGAAAGAAGAAUGCUUGAAAUUAUGAAAAACCAGGAGGGUAUUUUUAAUGACACCGUUGCUAUUUUAUUCCCGGAAGCAAUAAAAAAGAAGGCUAAAGAAAAGAAAAACCUGUUGUCUGACGAUAAAGAAGGACUUAAAAAAGAAUAUUUAGAAGAUUACAAUUAUUUAAAGAGUAUUGCUAUCAACACGGUACGUGAAAAUCCCUAUAAAGCAGUAUUCUCAUGGGAGGGAACACUUGCUGAGGGUAAGGAGAGAAGACAAGCUUUAAAUGCUUACGAAGAUUAUAUUACGAUGCAUAGAAUGAGAACUGAAGAGGAAGGUAAAGAGUCGCCACCUCCACCGACUGUCAAAGUAAAUAAAAAAAUACAACCUGUAAUGUCUGGUCGUGAAAUUACGAAAGAAGAGCUUACUGAAAGAGAUAGUGCGUGAAUUUUAUUAUAAUCUGUUUUUUUGCAAUUUAUGUUGUAU